Molecule: messenger RNA, 1122 nt
Organism: Naegleria fowleri
Lineage: Eukaryota; Heterolobosea; Eutetramitea; Acrasida; Naegleriidae
Exons: 3
Coding region: 1-1122 (373 amino acids)
Biological process (GO): regulation of DNA-templated transcription; nucleotide-excision repair
Cellular component (GO): transcription factor TFIIH holo complex; transcription factor TFIIH core complex
Source: RefSeq, a predicted model, not a curated record
AUGCAAAAAGCUUCUUCAUCGAGUUCGCUCUACAACAACAACAUGUCAUCAGGAGUGGAAGUAUCUUCAUCGUCGGGAUCUAUAACCAUGUCCGAUGAUUUAGAUUUGUUGGUAAUAUUAUUGGAUGUAAAUCCCUACACGUGGGGAAAGAGAAAAUUAGAUUUAACCAACGGAGUGGCAACAUCAAAGAAUUUAAUUUCGUUUUCUCAAUUUGUCAAUCACUUGUUGGUAUUUAUUAACAUGUAUCUGACCAUGCAAAGGAAUAAGAAAAUUGCAGUGAUAGCUAGUUCCGAUCAUAGUAAAUCUCAUUUUCUCUUUCCAAAUAGAAGUACUUUCACUAAAAAAGACACUCAGAAUUAUAACAAAAUUUAUUCCAAAGAGAAUGGAAGUGUCUUGAAUCAAGCUAAUUCGGGAGAAGAUGUGAAAGAUUUCUUCUUGAAUGAAAUCACUUUUGAGACCGUUUCUAAUUCCAUCUUGAAUGGUCUUUUUCAAAUGAAUGAAGAAAGCACAGCCACGGAUGACGAUCAAGCCAUGGCUGAUCAGGAAGAAACAACCACUGAAGAUGCUUCAGGAUUUCAUCAUACUGUGUCCCGAACUCAUGGCUUCUCUCUGUGUGGAGCUCUUACAAUGGCUUUAUGUUUUAUUAACAGACUAGAAAAAGAGAAACCAGAUGGAACCACACUCAACUCUAGAAUUUUAACUUUUCAAGUCUCACCUGACAUUUCUUCGCAGUACAUUUCAGUCAUGAAUUCGAUCUUUUCUGCUGAAAAGAUGGGAAUUACAUUGGAUGCAUGCGUAUUAUCGACACAGGAUUCCACAUUUUUGCAACAAGCCUGCUUUUUGACAGGUGGCAUGUAUUUAAAACCUCAAAGACAAGAAGGUUUGAUUCAAUAUCUCACAACAAUAUUCAUGAUUGAGAAGAAUCUUCGAUCAUAUAUUCAAUUACCUGUACAGAAUACUGUUGACUUCAGAGCAAGCUGUUUUGAAACUAGAAAACCCAUCGAUGAUGGUUAUGUGUGUCCGGUUUGUUUAUCCAUUUUUAGCAAAUUCAAACCUGUGUGCUCUACCUGUGAAUCUAAAUUGCAACGACCAACGAACAGAUCCAUCUUGUCCUUUAAAUGA